CACCUUUCUCAGCUCCACCAAUGCUCAGCGUUCGCAAGAUUAAACGCAUCGGCAAAACCGCCUUCAAGUUCAAGUUCUUUGCGACGUUCAAGUCGGCCACGCUGAAAGCCCAGCUCGGCGCCGACUUGGGCGAUGCGAACGUCGUCUGGUCGCGCAGCAACCGCACUGCCGCUACAAAGGAGGCGUCGUGGACGUUCGCUCGCGAUCCAGAUGCAGCCAGACCUGGGGCGACCAUUGCCACCAUCAAGUGGGACGAGACUCUCGAGCUCAUCGUCACCCUCUACAAGGACAACAAGGGCGAGUUCGACGUCAAAGAUUACAAAAUCUCGCUCGAACAGCCGCAUGGAAAGGAUGGCAAGGACAAGAUUGUGCUCGCAACUGGCACAAUCAACAUUGCCCGAAUGGCUUCGCUGACGGCGUUGGAUCGCCAGGAAACCAUCGCCCUCAAGCCAAUCCACAAGAAACUCUCGGACGUCGUUCUCGAAGUGUGCUUCACGUGCGAGUUUCUCAAGGAAGGCCGAGCGACCGACGACGACAUGAUCAGCACUUGGUCCCGCACUACUUCUGGCCCGCAUGAUGAGCAUGAUGAUUCUGCCAGUGGAGAAGAAGACGAAAAGGCGGAAUCACCGGGCAGGAAGGGCUCAGUGUUCGACAAUGUUGUCUCGUUCCUCUCUGGAGACAAGUCAAAGGAAAAGGGAAAAGACAAGGAAAAGGACCACGAGGAAAAGGACAAGGAGCAUGACAAGGAGGAAAAAGAGAAGGAAAAGGAAAAGAGCAAAGCCAAGGACAGUCCUGCCAAGGCUCCCUCCUCGGCCCCCACUUCCGCGCCCAAGAUUGUGAUCGAAUCCAGCGACUCGUAUUCUUCUGAGCGCGAAUCCAGCAAAAAGGACAAGAAGGACCACUCGUCCGCGUUGAAAGAGCAACUGGCCGAGAAGGACGCAGAGAUUGACCGCUGUCGUCAACGCAUUUCGCGACUCGAGGACCAGGCUUCCGAUAUGCAGGAGAUCAUUCGGUCCCUGAAUGACAAGGUCGCCACUCUGACCGUUGCGCUGCAGAGCUCGCAAGGCGAGGGUCAGCGAUCGGAGCGGCAGCGUAAAGAGAUGGCUGCACUUAAAGAUCUCAACGGCUGGCUGAUGAAGCUCGGCGACAAGGGCUGGAUCAAGCUGUGGCGACGACGCUGGUUUUCGUGCGAUGGGCAAGGAAAGAUCUCCUACUACAAGGAAAACGAUGACAUCAAUGAAAUGGGCCACAUUGACAUUGACGCCAUCACGAACGUUCGCGUCCAGCUCGAUCUCAUGCAAGACAAAAACAAGGCCACGUUCGUUGUUUCCGUACCCGGUCGAGACUACUAUUUAAUGGCGCACGACACAGCCAACAUGCAGGCCUGGGUGUCUGCCAUCGAGACACUUCGCGCCCUCCGUAGCGAGAUUCGGCAGGCUUCGAGCACGUCAAUGUGAAAAACAAAAAAAAAGGGGGGGGGGAGUUUGUGCUUUGGUGCAUGUUCGCUUAAGAUUUGACUUUACGAUUGUGCUGUGGUGCAUGUUCGCUUCGUGCGUGUUUGCUUGUUAUUUGACUUGGAGUUUGUGCUUUGGAGCAUUGUUCGUUUUAUUAUUCGACUGUUGUAGUUUUUUUUUUUUUUCCUUCUUUUUUCAUGUUGUAACAAAAAAUCUAACGUCUCAGCCCA
Molecule: messenger RNA, 1684 nt
Organism: Capsaspora owczarzaki ATCC 30864
Lineage: Eukaryota; Filasterea; Ministeriida; Capsasporidae
Exons: 9
Coding region: 21-1457 (478 amino acids)
Source: RefSeq, a predicted model, not a curated record